This is a messenger RNA of Diachasmimorpha longicaudata, 1739 nucleotides long. RefSeq names its product zinc finger and BTB domain-containing protein 14-like. The record is from RefSeq and is a predicted model, not a curated record. Gene Ontology annotation, molecular function: protein binding. Gene Ontology annotation, cellular component: nucleus. The coding region runs from base 404 to 1642 and encodes 412 amino acids. Gene Ontology annotation, biological process: regulation of transcription by RNA polymerase II. Lineage: Eukaryota; Metazoa; Arthropoda; Insecta; Hymenoptera; Braconidae. The transcript is spliced from 5 exons.
AGUAAAUAAAAAAUUACCUCGUAUGUGAGCAUGAUUCAUGGUGCAGUUAUGCAUUAUGCCCGAUUAUACCUCAAAACACGAAUCAAAUAACAAGAUUGAUGGUUAUAAUAAAUUCAAUAAAAUAAAUUUGGCAAGAAAAACGUUGAGAACGUUAAAUCAAACUUUUAUUUUUUAUUGUUAAAUCGUUGACGAUUAAAAAUGAGAAUUAUUAAUCAGUGAUAUCAUUUGUUAUCCUAGUCGAAUGUUAUCACAAUUGUUGAAAAUCUGUUAGUGUUUGCGUUCAUACCAAUUGUUCGGACAGAAAAGGAGAAGGUGCUAUCUAUUAUUAGAUAAUAAACAGCUGUCAUAAAAGGUUCGUCCAGAGCAAUUGUUGACUAGCAUCAUAUCGAAAUUAUCAUAAACAAUGGCUGGUGAACAAUUUUCUCUGGUGUGGAAUAGUUUUCCAACGAAUUUAUCCUCGGGUUUGUACUCACUACUGUCUGAUGAACACCUUGUGGAUGUCACGUUGGCUGCUGAGGGAAAAAUACUCAGGGCACACAAAUUAAUUUUGUCUGUAUGCAGCACAUACUUCAGAGAUUUAUUCAAGGGUAACAAUUGCAAACACCCCAUUGUUAUACUCAAGGACGUUAAUUAUCGAGAUUUAUACGCAAUGCUACAGUUUAUGUAUCAAGGGGAAGUAAAUAUCAAGCAGGAGGAUAUUUCUAGUUUCUUGAAAGUCGCCGAGACACUGCAGAUCAAGGGGCUAACUAAAGACAAAAAUGAGAACAAAGAAGAGCCAGAUGAACAAUCCUGUCAACUCCUUGAGAAAAAUCUGAAAUCUGAAAAACACGAGGAGAUGGCAGAGUCUGUGGAGUCGCCAGACCUUCUGGAGGACUUUCCACGGUCCUUCGACCAUCCCAGUUCCUCGCAGACUGAUCUUCCAUCCAGCAACACAUCAGAAAUUCCAACGUCUUCCAGUGCUACCUUUCAAGUACCCGCGGAAAAUGUUUUAAAAUCCGAAAACGAUGAAUCAGCGAUACAAUCAAUGUUCAACGAGAAUUAUAUGAGCGUUGAUAGAAUAGCCAAUGCUGAUAUUGAACCAUUAGAUUUCACCUCGGAUACCCAUCAACUGCCUAAGGACAAACCAUUAGAUUACAGAUAUGGAAUGGGUUCGUCGACCUCAGGUGUUGCAUCAGGCAAUUUAGAGAAUGACAGGCAAACACCGGUGGAAGGCAGCUCUUAUCAGUCAGAUUACGGGGAGGAGCCACCAGGUCACCAAGACGAUAUGACUUACUCAAAAACGUUUCCCUAUGAGUCGUCCCAGCCGAAAUCCUCAAAAGGUCGCCGAACAGUGAAAGGAAUUCCCCACAGUACACUUCCCUUGGAGACGACCCUUCGAGUUAUCUCCGAGCUCGGGCCAACCCUCCGAGUCGAGAGGGGAAAAGUCGUAAGGAUGUACUCCUGCCCCUGGUGCUUGAGGCACUUCACGAGAAAGGAAAAUCUCAAACUCCACGUGAGAUACAUUCACGGGCCCCUCGAAAGCCUAACGUGCAAGCUCUGCGGGAACAAGUACAAGAACAGCAACAGCCUUCGGGUUCACUCGUAUCUCUAUCACAACACCAAACGCUCCAAGCACAACAAGCCGCUCGUACCUAGCAACUGAGAUUCGUCCACAAUACCUAAGUAUAUGAGAUUUUUCCCGUUUUAUUACGUUUUAUGAUUGUAGAGUAUUAUAAAUAUAAUUGUUAUGAACUUGUAAA